Messenger RNA from Tripterygium wilfordii, 3896 nucleotides. Its product is annotated as transcription factor GTE8-like. Bases 836 to 3181 code for a protein of 781 amino acids. The transcript has 10 exons. The record is from RefSeq and is a predicted model, not a curated record. Gene Ontology annotation, molecular function: protein binding. Lineage: Eukaryota; Viridiplantae; Streptophyta; Magnoliopsida; Celastrales; Celastraceae.
AGAGAUCUCUCGAUUUGCGUUCUACAGCUCUCUGUUUCUCUCCCUCGUUCAGGAAUAGCAGAGGGGGUUCUGUAUAGGGUUCUUCGAAACAACAGUUCGGCGCGAGAUCCAGGUUUUGAAUUGGAUUCUUGUGAAGCGUUUCUAUUAGGGUUUGUUUUGUCAAUUGGCCAAUUAGUACUUGUGCUCAUCGCUGCAUUUAUUUUGGUUCGCUCAUUCAAUCUAGGGUUUUUGGAUUCUCUCCUGAAAGUGUUCAUCUGAUUCUUGAAAUUGAUUUGAUUAUUAAUUUCCUACUCGUGAGGAGUUCUGUUUUCGAUUAUAGUCGGAGAUUCAGAGUUGUCUUUCGUGGAACGUGAAGAGGGAGUGUUUCCUUUAGGUUUCUUGGUUCAUAUUUUGUGGUGCGAAGGGUUAUAGUGCUUGAAAGUGUUAUUCAGGAUUUGCGCCUUGAUUCUUUCAUUUGAAACCUGUGCUCCUCUGGCCUAUCAAUUUUCUGACAAGGAAUUUGUGUCACGGACUCCAGAAAUUGUGAAUAUUUGUAAUCAUACUCCUGGAGAACCCAGGACAUUGUUACCUCCGUGAAAUUGCAGACUUGGAUUUAGUUUUUAAUCUCAGGGGUUGAGUUGGACCAAGUAACUAUAGGACCUGGUUAAGUACACUUUUUCCUAGUUUCGGGGAAAGAUUUGGGAGAAAUGGCUGUUGUAGGACCUUUGAUCCAAACUUAUAGUGCACCUGCCGUGGCAUGAAUUCCUAUAUGUUGGGAUAUUGUUUUGCUGAUAUUGAUUUAUUGAACAAAACUUAUUGCCAACGUUGAUAUGUGCAGUUACUGGAAGUUGAUCUUAUGGCGCCGUCAAUUCCCGUAGAAUUUACUGGUCAAAAGAAAUCAAAGAAGUAUUUGCUUUCAGAGAUGGUUAAAUCACGGAAGUAUUCCAAAGAACAUUCCUCUGGUUUUGUUCCUGAUAACCAGUAUGCUGUUGAGACAAUGGGUGAAUCAGAGGGACUGGGGAGCUCUGGACACAUUGACGCUGAGAUGACUGCGGUCGAACAUUCGUCUGCUGCUCCCAAAAGGAAAUGCAUUAGUAUAAAUUCCGAUGGAUAUGAGAAUUUCUGUGUCCCCUUGCAAGUAUUGUCAUUAUCAAAGAUGUCACGAGUUGAGAGAAAGGAUUUGCAAUUGAGGUUUAAAAUGGAACUUGAAAAAAUACAAGUCCUUCAAAGGAGAGUUGCUUCUUAUAAUUCAAAUACUGUUGUACCCUCGCCGUCAAGUGAUAUUCAAAGAUCAAGUGAUGGUCAAAAGAGGCCUUUGUUAGAAACUGCUCUUAGGCCAAGUGAGAUGUUAGUCCCACGUAGAAAAAAUGGGGUCCCCCCUAGUCGUAAUGGGGCUCGGGUAAAGAAAAGUACAUCUGGGCAUUUUGAGUCAGUUAAGCCUGCUGUAGGAGUGAAUACUUCGAUCGCAGUGUUGAUGAAGCAAUGUGAUAGCUUACUUAAUCGUUUAAUGUCACAUCAAUAUGGUUGGGUUUUCAAUACCCCGGUUGAUGUGAUCAAAUCAAACAUUCCAGAUUAUUUCGAUAUCAUCAAGCAUCCAAUGGACUUGGGCACAAUCAAGAGCAAGAUCAGUGCAGGUCAAUAUUUAAGCCCAUUGGGUUUUGCUGACGAUGUGCGGCUUACUUUCUCUAAUGCCAUGACCUACAACCCUCCUGGAAAUUAUUUCUACACUAUGGCUGACACACUCAGGAAACAAUUUGAAAUGAAAUGGAAAGCUAUAGAGAAGAAACUUCCAGCAGCUACUGAUAUGCCCUCAGUUCCUUCAAGGGCAGAAGAUGUUCAUAUGGAAAAUGAAACCAUACCAGGAAUUCCACCCGCAAAAAAGAAGAAAGUUAGACCGAGUGACAAUGAGGUCAGGGCUGAGCCUGUUGGUCGAAUUAUGACUCAUGAGGCGAAGCAUAAUCUGAGCAUAGAGUUGGAGGCUCUAUUGUCGGAACUUCCUGAGAGCAUCAUUAACUUUCUGAAGGAGCAUGGUUCUAAUGAAUGCCAGAAUGGUGAGGACGAAAUUGAGAUUGAUCUUGAUGCUCUCAAUGAUGAUACCUUGUUUACUUUACGGAAUCUUUUAGAUGACCAUUUGUUGGAGAAGCGUAAAUCCGAGGCAAAAGUUGAACCGCGUCAAGUGGAGCUUGUCCUUGAGUCUGGACUGGGCAAUACAUUGAGGCAACCAUUCAAAGAGGAAGAUGACAAUGAUCCUGCAGAGGAAGAUGUAGAUAUUGUUGGCGGGAAUGAUGCUCCCAUUUCAAACUAUCCUUCCGUAGAGAUAGAGACAGAUGCACCCGGUAGGAACAUUAAAUGCACUAGUCCAAGUAGCUCCAAUAGUGAAUCAGUUUUGGAUUCUGGCAGUUCUCUGGAUAGCAAAUUGGAUGAAGCCAAGGAUACCAUUCCUGUCUUAGCAAGUAAGGAAAAGGAGAACCUGACUAGUGGAGCGGAUCUGGGGCAAAGUAAAAGUAAUGCUGGUGAUGCAGAAGAUGGAAGUAAACCUGUAAAUGGAUUGGGUGAAGUUGAUCUGCAUUCCCAAGAUAAACCAGUCAUUGCUGAGCCAUAUAUUCUCCAAGAGGGGGAGAGUGCUCUAUCUGAGAGACGAGUCUCCCCCGAAAAGCUCUAUCGUGCAGCUUUGCUGAGGAAUCGUUUUGCUGACGUAAUACUUAAGGCACAAGAAAAGGCACUUGAAAAGGGGGAUAAGCAGGAUCCUGAGAAAUUGCAGAUUGAGCGAGAAGAACUUGACCGGCGGCAAAAAGAAGAAAAGGCUAGGCUGCAAGCAGAGGCCAGGGCUGCCGAAGAGGCUAGAAGGAAAGCUGAAGCAGAAGCUGCAGUUGAAGCCAAAAGGAAGAGGGAAUUGGAGAGAGAAGCUGCACGUCAGGCUCUGCAGAAGAUGGAAAAGACUGUGGAUAUCAAUGAAAACAGUCAGUUCAUGGAAGAUCUAGAAAUGCUAAGGGCUUCUCAUGGUGAGGAUUUAACAAGUUUCAUGGAUGAAAUGAGCCCGGAUCUUUCUUUAAACGAUUUUGGUAGUUUCAAACUCCAAGGUAGUAACCCCUUGGAGCAACUUGGGUUAUACAUGAAGGAUGAGGAGGAGGAGGAGGAAGUCGAACCACCCCCAAUUCUUCCAGAUCCUGUGAAUGAUGUAGAGGAUGGAGAAAUUGAUUGAUUGGUUUGCCAGUUUAAUUAUUACAUCAGUCAAGGAGUAAAAGUGUGGAAAUGUUAAAAUCCUUGGUUUUUUAGCUUCUGAAGUCACAUUGCUUAUCACCCUUCUGUCUUUUUGAGCUCAGAACCUUGGAAAAAGAAUGAUGUUGGGGAAGGAUGGUCCGUAAGCUUUUGGUCUGGAGUCUGGACUAUAUUUUUGUCUUGAAUCCAUGACGUGCUUUUGAAUCUGGGUGAAUUUGCUAUGGAUUCAGACACUUCCCAUGAAAAUGAGGUUCUUUAUAUGUCUGGGCACAUAAUAUUCGCUCUGCAUGAUUUCUCGGAGACUUGGAGAUCUUUGAGUGGGAGGGAUUUUUUUGGUGUAGGUUGGUGUGAGGUUAUGGUAUUGGUGGUAUGUGCAUGCCAGUUUUAGGGAGGGGAGUUUAAUCACGAAAUGUAAAAUGUACAAAGUAUAGGUAUAUUAUGGUAAUGGUAUUUCUUGUUUUCUGAUUGCUUCUGGUUUGCUGCCAUUGGCAUUGUUUUGGAUACAGGUAGGUCAUUUGUUGGUGGUUGGAGUAAUAAUCCAUUUUUAAUUUCUGAAUGACCUCUACAUGUCCACUAGAAUCAAAGGAUAUGUUAUAUUUGGAAGGGUCAAAUGCAGUAAAUGAUUCCCUGCAACAGGUAUAGCCUAGAGUUGGAUUUCAUCAAUUGGCAAUUUCUAUUAUAUUAGGUUCUCUUCAGUA